GUCCUUCAUAAGGAUCGACGGCGGGGAAGGGAUCGUCUUCAUCGUCUUUCUCGCUGCUCGAUCUCCAUCAAUGGACCUCUCCGAGCUUCAUGGCGCUCUCGCCUCCAAGUCUUACGAUAAGAUCGGCGAGCUCUGCGAUGAGCUUUUGAUUCAGGUUGCAUCGAGAGGAAUCGCCUUCCAGGAGGAGUGGCCUUAUGCGAUCCAUCUCAUCGGGCACAUCUAUGCUAACGAUUUGAAUAGUGCUAGGUUUUUGUGGAAAUCGAUUCCUGAGGGGAUUAAGAAGAGCCGGCCGGAGAUUAUGGCGGCUUGGAAGAUUGGGCAGUGUCUUUGGACUAGGGAUUAUGCCGGAGUAUAUGGCGCUGUGCGUGGGUUUGAAUGGAGUCCUGAAGCGGUGGCACUUGUCACUGCCUUUGCUGAGAAUUACACCAAUAAGAUGUUCAACCUAUUAGUUUCUGCGUAUUCAACGAUCUCUGUUGCUGAUGCGGCUCACUGCUUGGGCAUGUCCGAGAAUGAAGCAACCAACUAUGUAUUGCAACAUGGUUGGACUUUGGAUUCGUCGUCGGCGAUGUUGAUUGUGAAGAAGCCGAGUAUUACCAAAGAGCAGAAACUGGACUCUAGCAAAUUACAACGCUUGACAGAAUAUGUUUUCCAUUUAGAGCAUUAAACUGUUCUGUUCUUUUGUUUCUCUAUAACAAAUCUAUUGGGUUGGAUAAAAUACUUCCUCUGAUUACCAUGUUGACAUCCA
This is a messenger RNA of Dioscorea cayenensis subsp. rotundata (Guinea yam), 745 nucleotides long. RefSeq names its product COP9 signalosome complex subunit 8. The coding region runs from base 71 to 664 and encodes 197 amino acids. Gene Ontology annotation, biological process: COP9 signalosome assembly; protein deneddylation. NCBI's taxonomy places the organism in Eukaryota, Viridiplantae, Streptophyta, Magnoliopsida, Dioscoreales, Dioscoreaceae. The record is from RefSeq and is a predicted model, not a curated record. The transcript is spliced from 5 exons. Gene Ontology annotation, cellular component: COP9 signalosome.